Gopherus flavomarginatus (Mexican gopher tortoise) is the source of this 3223-nucleotide messenger RNA. It is a transcript of the gene KLB, whose product is annotated as klotho beta. The coding region runs from base 1 to 3057 and encodes 1018 amino acids. Gene Ontology annotation, molecular function: fibroblast growth factor receptor binding; hydrolase activity, hydrolyzing O-glycosyl compounds; fibroblast growth factor binding. The transcript is spliced from 5 exons. Gene Ontology annotation, biological process: carbohydrate metabolic process; fibroblast growth factor receptor signaling pathway. The record is from RefSeq and is a predicted model, not a curated record. NCBI's taxonomy places the organism in Eukaryota, Metazoa, Chordata, Testudines, Testudinidae.
AUGUGUGGCCGAAGACUGAAGAGAUCUGUUGCUUUUUGGGCAUUUGUUUUCAUAAGGACAGUUACCGGGCUUGCCGGAGAAGGAAGAUCUGUAUGGAAAAAGGACCUUAACUUCAGUCCUGUGAAUGGCACUCAGAUGUUUCUGUAUGACACUUUCCCCAAAAAAUUUCUUUGGGGAGUAGGCACUGGAGCAUUUCAGGUGGAGGGCAGCUGGAGGAAGGAUGGAAAGGGACCCUCAAUAUGGGACCACUUCAUUCACUCAGAUUUCAGAGAUGCUGCCAGCAUAGAUGACUCCAGCAACAGUUACAAUUUUCUGGACAAAGACUUGUCAGCUCUGGAUUUUUUGGGAGUUACUUUUUAUCAGUUUUCAAUUUCAUGGCCAAGGCUCUUUCCCGCAGGGAUGAUAGCAAAUGCCAACGAAAAAGGACUCCACUACUACAAUACUCUCAUUGACUCUCUAGUCCACAGAAAUAUUGAGCCCAUAGUAACUCUGUACCACUGGGACUUGCCUUUGGCACUGCAAGAAAAAUACGGGGGGUGGAAAAAUGAAUCAGUAAUUGAUAUCUUCAACGACUAUGCAACUUUUUGUUUCCAAAUUUUUGGGGACCGCGUUAAAUACUGGAUUACAAUUCACAAUCCUUAUUUAGUUGCCUGGCAUGGGUAUGGUACAGGUAUGCAUGCACCUGGAGAGAGAGGGAGAAUAGCAGCUGUCUAUACUGUAGGACACAAUCUGAUCAAGGCUCAUGCAAAAGUUUGGCAUAACUACAACACACGCUUUCGGCCACAUCAGAAGGGUUUUUUGUCAAUAACCUUGGGAUCCCACUGGAUCGAACCUAACAAAUCAGAUGAUACUUUGGACAUUAAUAAGUGUCAGCAGUCCAUGGAGAGAGUGCUAGGAUGGUUUGCCAAGCCCAUUCAUGGGGAUGGGGAUUACCCAGAAGAACUGAAAAAUAAAUUAUAUUCUUUUCUGCCCAACUUUACUGAGGCUGAGAAAAACUAUAUAAAAGGAACAGCUGACUUCUUUGCAUUUUCCUUUGGUCCUAAUAAUUUUAAGCCUCCAAACACACUAGCUAAAAUGGGACAAAAUUUGUCACUCAAUUUGAGGGAAGUACUGAAUUGGAUUAAACUGGAAUACACCAAUCCCAGAAUCCUGAUUGCAGAGAAUGGUUGGUUCACUGACAGUCAUGUGAAAACAGAAGACACCACAGCCAUCUACAUGAUGAAGAACUUCAUUAAUAAGGUUUUACAAGCUAUUAAAUACGACAGAAUAGAUGUGUUUGGUUACACAGCCUGGUCUCUUCUUGAUGGCUUUGAAUGGCAACAUGCCUACAGCACUAGACGUGGAUUAUUUUAUGUAGAUUUCAACAGUAAACAGAAAGAAAGGAUUCCAAAAUCAUCUGCACUGUAUUACAAAGAAAUAAUUCAAGAAAAUGGCUUCUUUCUGAAAGAGUCUACUGCAUCUUUGCAAGGUCAAUUUCCCUGUGACUUUUCCUGGGGUAUCACAGAGUCCGUUCUUAAGGCAGAAUCUGUAGCUUCCUCUCCACAGUUCUGUGACCCUAACCUGUAUCUCUGGAACAUCACUGGAGAUGGGCUUUUGCACCGAGUUAAAGGAGUGAAGCUGAAAACCCGACCAGCUCAGUGUACAGACUUUGUCAGUAUUAAAAAACAACUUGAUCUCUUGGAAAAAAUGAAAGUAACACAUUACAGAUUUGCACUUGACUGGUCAUUAAUUUUACCUAAUGGGGAUUUGUCAGCCAUCAAUAGACAAGUUCUCAGAUAUUAUAGAUGUGUGAUUAGUGAGCUACUGAAACUCAAUAUUAAAUCUAUGGUCACCUUAUACUAUCCAACUCAUGCCUACUUAGGCUUGCCUGGUCCUUUGUUGCAGAGAGGAGGAUGGCUAAAUCAAUCUACUGUCCAGGCUUUUCAGAACUACGCCGCUUUGUGUUUUCAGGAACUUGGUGACUUGGUUAAACUCUGGAUCACCAUAAAUGAGCCAAACAGAUUAAGCGAUGUCUAUAAUAGCAGCAGCAAUGAUACGUAUCAGGCAGCACAUAAUUUACUGAUAGCACAUGCCAGGGCCUGGCAAAUAUAUGACAAGCAGUAUAGAUCAUUUCAGCAUGGACUAGUGUCUCUGUCUCUGCAUUCAGAUUGGGCUGAGCCUGCCAAUCCCUAUUUUGAUUCUCACUUAAAAGCUGCUGAAAGAUUUCUUCAAUUUGAAAUAGCCUGGUUUGCAGAUCCAAUUUUUAAGACAGGGGAUUAUCCAGCAGCCAUGAGGGAAUACAUUGUAUCUAAAAACACAAAAGGCCUCUCAAGUUCCUUCUUGCCAUAUUUCACAGAUGAAGAAAAGAAACUUGUUAAAGGUGCAGCUGAUUUUUAUGCACUGAAUCAUUUUACCACAAGAUUUGUGAUUCAUGAACUUCAAAAUGGGAGCUGGUAUGAAUUUGAUCGGGAUGUUCAAUUCCUGCAGGAUAUCACAUGCCUGAGUUCCCCAUCUCGUUUGGCAGUGGUGCCCUGGGGGAUGCGCAAAGUUCUAAAAUGGAUUAAAAAAACCUAUGGUGAUAUAGAUGUUUACAUCACAGCAAAUGGGAUCGACGACCAGUCUUUGGCUAAUGAUGAACUUCGAAACUAUUACUUAGGAAAAUAUACCCAAGAGGUUUUAAAAGCAUAUCAUAUUGAUAAAGUAAAGAUUAGAGGUUAUUACGCAUUUAAACUGACUGAAGAAAAAUCAAAACCCAGAUUUGGAUUCUUCACUUCUGAUUCAAGAGCCAAGUCUUCAGUACAAAUUUACAACAACCUGAUUAGUAGCAAUGGCUUUCCUGCAGAGUAUUCUAGUGAUCUAUGUGAUCAAUCAGAGGAAAAAACACAGUGUACCUUCUGUUUAUUUCUCUCACAGAAGAAGCCUCUGAUAUUCUUUGGCUGCUGUCUUUUCUCCACAUUUGUCCUGCUUCUAACAAUUAUAAUUUUUCACAAAAGAAAAAGAAGAAAACUGUAUAGGGCAAAAAACUUCCAACACAUCUGUCCCCCAUUUAAAAAGGGACACAAAGCUACUCUCAACUAGAUUCAUCACUGUCUGCAUCUGCUUUCUGCAUAGGAUAAAGAGGAUGGGACAAUUUCUGAGAAGCACUAUGUGAGUCACUCCAGUUAUACACACCAAAUAACAUUCAUUGGAGGAAUGGAAAAUAAUUACACAAGGGAGAAGAAAAACUGAUGUUGAAGGGUACCAG